AACGGCGUGAUCCGCUCUCUGGCCUUCGACGCGUGCAUGUCCAACGAGCACGCCAACCAGGUUAAGGGUGUCAUGUCGCAGUUCCAGCUCGAUCUCACUGGUGAGAACGAGGUGAAGUGCAAGUACAACCAGGUGCCCACUCAGGAUCCCAAGAAGAACAUCGUCGGCUCCUACAAGGCCAUGGAGUCCACCGUGACUGGCAAGUGCGAGGUUCAGUACCAGGUCACCCCUGUGCCUGAGCACUACGCCGAGACCCACCGCGAGUGGUUCCCCAUUCCCGAGCUGAAGCACAACCACACCUACCAGAACGUGCAGAUCGUGAAGACCAAGAACUACGACAACUGCGACAAGCGCAUCGGCUACCACUUCAGCCUGCAGACCAUGGAGGAGAACGACGACAAGCCCAACUCCAACCAGAUGGGUGACUUCUUCUCUCGCAGCUCCGUGUCCAACGUGUACAUCACCGGCCAGCUCACCAACUACACCAUCCAGUCCGCCGCCACUUACAACAAGGUGCACGUCAGUGCCAACCUCCGCGACGACGAGUCCCCAAUGGUGGCCAGUUACGUGAAGGUGACCCUCGAGGACGUGAAGCCCCUGCACGGUGCCUGCCAGGGCCCAGAGAACGCUCUGCCCGCCGGUGACCUCGUCAGCCGCUACAACCUGCCCUCCGACACCAGCAACGCCAUCCGCCCCGUGCAGGAGGAUGACGAUGAUGAUGAUAGCUCCAGCUCUGACUCUGACUCUAGCUCCGACUCUAGCUCUGAGGAGGAACAUGAGGUGAACAAGUACGCCAAGAAGGACGAUUACGAGCACGAGAAGCUGCAGCGCAAGCAGGAGGCCCGCGAGGAGGAGAAGCAGAAGGCCAACAAGCGCUACAACCAGGAGAAGAACUUCGAGAAGUACCAGCCCCACCACAAUCGCCAGCGCCGCAGCGUUGCCGGACACCCCCACCAGCAGCAGGACAUCAAGUACACCCACAAGAUGGAGGAGAAGAACUACAACAACUACAAGCCAUCCAGUGAGUCCGACUCCAGCUCUGACGACUCUGAUGACUCUGAUGACUCUUCCGACUCCUCUGACUCCUCUUCCGACGACUCUGAUGACUCCAACAGCUCCUACUCCGACUCCAGCGACAGCAGCUCCUCUGACAGUCUUGAUGACAGCCAGGAGUUCUGGCACCCCAAGCCCAACAUGAUGCAGAGCCCCGAGCACGCUUUCCUGCCCUUCUUCGUGGGCUACAAGGGUCACUCCAUCGCCGCCAAGGUCGAUGUGGCCAAGAAGGCCGUGGAGCUCUUCCAGGAGAUCGCCCGUGAUGCUCAGGAGCCAUCCCAGCUGCCCAAGCACAACACCCUCGCCAAGUUCACCACCGCCGUGCGCUUGAUCCGCGUUAUGGACUUCGACCAGAUCGACUUCGUCGCCCAGAAGCUCAUGCUCGCCGCCAAGGCUGCUGACCGCAAAACACCCGAUGACAAGUACAACCAGCACCCGGCUCAUGAUGCUUGGUACGCCUUCAGAGAUGCCUGCGCCGAGGCCGGAACCGGUCCCGCCGUCGCCGCCAUCUUCGAGUGGAUUGCCAAGAAGAAGGUCCAUGGUGAGGAGGCCGCCCAGCUCGUCGCCACCCUGCCCAACAGCGUCCAGGUCCCCACUGACAAGCUCCUCCACGACUUCUUCAAGAUGGCCACCAGCCAGACUGUCCAGCAGCAGCUGUACCUGAACGCCACCGCCCUCUUCGCUCUUACCCAGAUCGUCGAGCAGGCUGUCGUGAACAACCAGACCGCCUACGAGUACUACCCCGUGAACGUGUACGGACGCCUGGCCGACAAGCGCUCCCCCAUCGUCCACGACGUCGCCCAGUGGCUCAGCGCUGAGCUGAAGCACGCCAUCGAGCACGAGGACAGCCACCAGGCCCUGACUUACAUCCGUUGCCUCGGCAACCUCGGACACCCCACCAUCCUGGCCGCUUUCGAGCCCUUCCUUGAGGGAGAGCUUGAGUGCACUGGCUUCCAGCGCGCCGCCAUGGUUGUUGCCUUCGACCAGCUCACCCAGAACUACCCCAAGCUUGCCCGCAGCGUGCUGUACAAGCUGUACCAGAACAUCGCUGAGGUCCAUGAGGUCCGUUGCGCCGCUGUUAUGCAGCUGAUGCGCACCGAGCCCCCAGUGCAUAUGCUCCAGGCCAUGGCUGAGUUCACCCACCACGACCCAUCCCGCGAGGUUCGCGCUUGCGUGAAGACCGCCAUCGAGUCCGCCGCUGAUCUUGAGCACGCUCACUACCAGGAGUUCGCCGCCGCCGCCCGCGCCGCCGUCCCCAUGCUGACCGAGGAGGAGUUUGGCGCUUCCAUGAGCAUUGUGCACCUGCGCGAUGCCUUCCUUGAGAAGUUCAACCUUGCCGCCCUUGCCCAGUUCACCAGCUUUGGCUCUGACGACAGCAUCCUGCCCUCCGCCGUGCACGCCUACAUUGAGAAGAGCUACCGUGGCUACCGUCGUGCCACCCUCGCCUACGCUAUGACCUCCUCCGUGGAGCGUCUGUUCGACCUGUUCUACGAGCAGUUCGAGGACAACCAGGAGCAGAAGCAGGAGCGCGAGCAGCACUACAAGGCCCAGAAGGCCUCCGCCAAGAGCAAGAAGUACAGCUAUGCCGCCAGCGGUGGCAACCCCAAGAACGCCGCCUUCGCCGACUGGACUUACGACAAGGUCGCCGAUAUGCUCAACAUCCAGCCCGAUCAGGCUGAGCCCGUCGAGGCCCAGUUCCUCGUCAAGCUCUUCGGAGCUGAGCGCUUCUUCGCCUUCGGCAACGCCACCGUCGAGCAGCACAUGCCUUUCUACAUCCGCAUGCUGGCUUCCGCUUUCAAGCAGGGCUACAACUUCCACCACACCAAGUUCUUCAACCAGGACCAGCUUACCGUGGCCUUCCCCAUGGAGUCCGGUCUGAUCUUCUACCACCGCUUCUCCGUGCCCACUUACGUGAGCGCCACCGGUGACUUCCGUGGCCGCAGCCAGCCUGAUGCCGCCAAGUUCGGUCCCCGCGAUGAGGACAUGUACGCCCCCAUCGAGACCCCCGACUACAUCAACGCCACCUGCGCCCUGCACUUCGUCUAUGCCGUGAGCAUGCAGAGCCAGACCGGUUUCUUCACUCCCCAGGACCAGCAGCGUUACAUCGCCGGCCACACCCGCAAGUUCCAGAUCAAUCUUCCUCUGAACAUUGCCGUGAACAUCGACCUGAAGAACGAGCACUUCUCCGCCACUCUGCGCCCUCUGUUCCCCCACAAGUCCAUCGAUGUUGCCCACUACAGCAGCUGGCCUUACACUGCCCGCAAGGAUAUCAUGGACCUGAGGCCCGUGUCCGAGGCCAAGGACGUCAAGCCCCUGCGCCUGCGCCCCACUGUCAACCUCAACACCUGCUACGGUGACAAGAUGACCGGUAUGGCUUUCCGUUUCUACGGUGACCACGAGAUCCGCACCCCAGUCGAGUACACUCUGUGGCGCCACUUCGCCGAGCACCGUGACGACAUCGAGGAGUUCGCCUUCUUCCCAUGGGCCGUCCACUUCGCUCCCCACGCCAACCUCAACGUGGCCUUCGACGCUGAGAAGAGCACCGCUCACGCCGUGACCUUCUACUUCAACUGGGCCAAGCAGUACGACGCCGAGUUCGGACCUGGUGGCCAGCAGCGCUCCCAGUUCGCCCAGGUGCGCGGUACCCCCCGCUCCCAGUACGACAACCUGGCUAUCCCCGCUUCCCUGAACCCCGACAGCGAGCGCCGCGCCGAGCAGUACCUGCAGGUCGCCGGAGCUGGCAUCAAGAACAGCAAGGCCUACGUCGUGGACUGCGGAGCCGUGUUCCACCGCGGACAGCAGGGUGCCUACUUCGAGAAGAGCAGCCAGGUUGCCCACUUCAUCGCCACCUUCGCCGUGGCUGACAGCAGCGUUGCUGACAAGUCCAGGGCUCUGUUCUUCGCCGCCGCCGUUCCCGCCAAGGAGUCCCCCAUCCACCUCUGCGCCGUGGCCGAGGCCAAGCUGCCUUCCGCCGCCCAGCUGAACUUCAAGCACGCUCUUGAGACCGUCGCCGGCGGUGAUCUCUUUGCCGAUGUCCUCGUGGGCAUGGACAAGUGCGACUCCACCGAUGCCUUCCACGCCAAGAUCAAGGGUAAUGUUGCCCAGACCGACGCCUUCAGACGCUACAUCAAGCAGUCCCCCGAGGGACAGCAGUGCCUGUACCAGAUGGAGCACGGAGACUACCAGCUCCCCGCUUGUGUGAACGCCACCCACCGCGCCGCCCUCAUGCAGGACGUGCAGCUGCAGAUCGAGUACAACUUCGAGCACCCCGAGGUCACCAACUUCACUAGUGAGGCUGUUGCUCUGGCCAGAUACUUCAGCGCUGGCUUCAACUGGGAUCAGGACCACACCUACGAGGGCAAGCCCGGACGCGUGCAGUUCGCCUACGAGCUCUCCCCCAGCGGCUACUACGGCAACUUCACCCUUGCCACUCCCUCCUACAAGGCUGAGCUCAUCAACGAGCACCUCAACCCAUGGCUGAGGGCUGCCCUGACCGUGCACCCCGAGUACGACCUCUUCGACCGCGUCGCCCUGACCGCCUUCCAUGAGGAGUACAAGCCAACUUGCAGCAUCAACAAGAACAAGAUCAACACCUUCGACUCCUCUGUGCUGAACUACAACUUCGGCAAGUGCUGGCACGUGGCCUACAUCACCGAUGCCGAUGAGUACGAGUACGACAACGAGGAUGAGGAGAAGAACGAGCAGUUCGACGAUGAGGACAUCGCCAUCCUGGUGCGUCAGCCCAACGGUGAUGAUGAUAAGGACGUGAUGGUGGUGCUCGCCCAGGAGGAGCAGCACGACUUCGUGAUCUACAUGCCCGCCAAGGAGGUUCAGGCCCGCCACGUGUACGUGGAUGGUGAGAAGAAGCCCGUGAGCGAGAAGGAGGCCAUCGAGAUCUUCAGCGAGGAUGAUGCCCAGCAGCCCCUGGCCCGCAUCUACUGCGGACCCGUCGGUGAGGUGACCGUGGAGAUCCGCGAUGGCGCCGCCACCGUGGUGACCAACGGACAGACUGUCGUGAUCGAGAGUCCCGAGAACCGCGGUGAGGUCCUCGGUGUGUGCGGUUCCAACGACGGUGAGCGCGAGAACGAUAUGCAGACCCCCGCCAAGUGCUACCACCGCAAGGUGUCCCACUUCGUGGCCGCUUAUGCUCUGGAUGACGCCACCUGCGAGGGUGAGGCUAAGGUUGUGAAGAAGGAGGCCGCCCAGGCCCAGUGCUUCGAGGAGGAGCUCCUCUUCACCGACGCCGUGACUGACAUUGAGGCUGGUCGCCAGCACUACGGACAGGGAAUCCACGAUGAUGAGGAUGAUUCCUCUGACUCUGACUCUUCUUCCUCUGAUGACUCUGACGAUUCCGACGACUCCGACGACUCCUCUGACUCUUCCUCUGCCGACGAGGAGCAGCUCGCCGUUGCCGAGAAGAACAGGCAGCACCACUACCAGCAGAAGAAGUGCGAGGCUAAGCACCAGACCCAGUACGUUGAGCGCAACGGUGAGAUCUGCUUCACCAUCCGCCAGCUGCCUGCCUGCGAGCAGCCCUGCCACGCCACCGAGAAGAUCGACAAGCGCGUGCCCGUGUACUGCAGGCCCGCUUCCGAGCCCGCUGCCCAGCUCUACCGCCAGCAGAUCCGCAAGGGUGCCAACCCCGAUCUGCGCGACAAGGCUCCUUCCCGCUACAUCAACUUCGCCGUGCCCCAGACCUGCACCAUGUAAAGACCCCAAAGUGACGUAUUUAUUGACCAAUGUAGAGUAGAAGAGCAAAUAUAGCGGCCGUCUCGGUCCAAAAAUAAUAA
This is a messenger RNA of Phlebotomus argentipes, 5843 nucleotides long. RefSeq names its product vitellogenin-A1-like. The record is from RefSeq and is a predicted model, not a curated record. The coding region runs from base 37 to 5763 and encodes 1908 amino acids. Lineage: Eukaryota; Metazoa; Arthropoda; Insecta; Diptera; Psychodidae. Gene Ontology annotation, molecular function: lipid carrier activity. The transcript is spliced from 3 exons. Gene Ontology annotation, biological process: lipid transport.